Homo sapiens (human) is the source of this 741-nucleotide messenger RNA. It is a transcript of the gene RPS5, whose product is annotated as ribosomal protein S5. Bases 73 to 687 code for a protein of 204 amino acids. The transcript is spliced from 6 exons. Gene Ontology annotation, biological process: translation. Lineage: Eukaryota; Metazoa; Chordata; Mammalia; Primates; Hominidae. The record is from RefSeq and is marked reviewed. Gene Ontology annotation, cellular component: small ribosomal subunit; cytosolic small ribosomal subunit; synapse. Gene Ontology annotation, molecular function: RNA binding; structural constituent of ribosome.
CUCUUCCUGUCUGUACCAGGGCGGCGCGUGGUCUACGCCGAGUGACAGAGACGCUCAGGCUGUGUUCUCAGGAUGACCGAGUGGGAGACAGCAGCACCAGCGGUGGCAGAGACCCCAGACAUCAAGCUCUUUGGGAAGUGGAGCACCGAUGAUGUGCAGAUCAAUGACAUUUCCCUGCAGGAUUACAUUGCAGUGAAGGAGAAGUAUGCCAAGUACCUGCCUCACAGUGCAGGGCGGUAUGCCGCCAAACGCUUCCGCAAAGCUCAGUGUCCCAUUGUGGAGCGCCUCACUAACUCCAUGAUGAUGCACGGCCGCAACAACGGCAAGAAGCUCAUGACUGUGCGCAUCGUCAAGCAUGCCUUCGAGAUCAUACACCUGCUCACAGGCGAGAACCCUCUGCAGGUCCUGGUGAACGCCAUCAUCAACAGUGGUCCCCGGGAGGACUCCACACGCAUUGGGCGCGCCGGGACUGUGAGACGACAGGCUGUGGAUGUGUCCCCCCUGCGCCGUGUGAACCAGGCCAUCUGGCUGCUGUGCACAGGCGCUCGUGAGGCUGCCUUCCGGAACAUUAAGACCAUUGCUGAGUGCCUGGCAGAUGAGCUCAUCAAUGCUGCCAAGGGCUCCUCGAACUCCUAUGCCAUUAAGAAGAAGGACGAGCUGGAGCGUGUGGCCAAGUCCAACCGCUGAUUUUCCCAGCUGCUGCCCAAUAAACCUGUCUGCCCUUUGGGGCAGUCCCAGCCA